Exophiala aquamarina CBS 119918 is the source of this 1632-nucleotide messenger RNA. RefSeq lists its product as uncharacterized. The record is from RefSeq and is a predicted model, not a curated record. The transcript has a single exon. Gene Ontology annotation, cellular component: cytoplasm. Bases 1 to 1632 code for a protein of 543 amino acids. Lineage: Eukaryota; Fungi; Ascomycota; Eurotiomycetes; Chaetothyriales; Herpotrichiellaceae.
AUGGGUCAACGACAGUCCACAAGCAAUGCGGAGCAGCAAGAAGCACCUGCGAAGACAGAUUACUACGAGUUACUCGGCGUUGAAAGGACCGCAAGUGAUGAUGACAUCAAGAAAGCAUACCGUCGAAAAGCUCUCGAGUUACAUCCCGAUCGGAACUAUGGCAAUGUCGAGAACACCACGAGACUGUUCGCCGAAAUUCAGUCUGCCUACGAAGUCCUUUCCGAUCCCCAAGAGCGAGCAUGGUACGAUUCACACAGGGAUAUCCUCCUUCGGGGAGACCAACCGACUGGACCUGGUGCGGAUGAGUUCUCGUACAACAUCCGUAUGACAACUGCCGAAGAAGUCAUGAAGCUGAUGAUGAAAUUCAACGGGCGCAUGGAAUUCACCAACUCUCCGAGUGGCUUUUUCGGCGGCUUAAAUGAUUUCUUCAAACAACUCGCAAAGGAGGAAGAUAUCGCGUGCCAGUGGGAGAACGAGGAGGGCAUAGAAUAUCCUGAAUUUGGGACGGACAAUGACAAAUAUGACGAUGUGGUUCGACCUUUCUAUGCCAUCUGGAACGGGUUCGCCACCAAAAAGAGCUACUCAUGGAAAGAUCAGUACAGGUUAUCGGACGCUCCCGAUCGGCGGAUCCGACGACUGAUGGAGAAGGAGAACAAAAAGUUGCGAGAGGAUGCUACUCAGGAGUAUAACGAAGCUGUACGCUCACUUGUUGCCUUCGUUCGCAAACGGGACCCUAGAGUUCAGAAUAAUCAAAAAUCCGAGGCGGAAAGACAGAAGGCCCUGCGUGAAGCGACGGCCGCUCAAGCUGCAAGGUCCCGGGCGGCACGGCAGGCUAAGUUGGAAGAACUAGAUGCUGCAGUGCUUCCAGACUGGGCCAAGUCAAAUGCUACAGAUGAACACGAAGGUGGGUUUUCGAGUGAAUCAGACUUGGAAGAGCACGAAUACGAUUGUGUUGUUUGUGAUAAGACCUUCAAAAGCGAAGCACAAUUCAAAGCCCAUGAGAAGAGCAAAAAGCAUGUGAAGCUAUUGAAGCAGUUACAAAGGGAAAUGCGUGCUGAAGGCAGAGAUCUCCAUCUCGAGACUCCGAAGGAUGCACCAGAACACGAACGAGUCGUUGACGACCAUGACAGCAUUGGAGACGAGCGAUUGAAUGUUUUGUCCCAACAGAACGGUCCUGCCCUCAGCUUAUCCGAAGACGACUCCGAGACGAGCGAACCCCAGAAGCAGACGAAUGGGAAAGUAAGCACGCCAGCUGAAGAGGCUGAAGUAUCUUCUUCUGGGGAUGAUGACUACGCUCCAAGGUCAGAUGUUGAGCAGCGUCUAACAGCGGUAGUAAACGACCAACUGUCGUCAAGGCUUGAAGAAGCCAGUCUCGAGGCCACCCCUACCCCUUCCGACCUGGAAGGUUCAUCGCAGCCCAAAAUUGGCAAAGCCAAACAGAAACGAGCAAAGAAAGCUGCCCAACAAGUAUCUCAGCAACACACGGUUGGUGACAGCGAGUUUCAGUGCCUCGUGUGCAAAGUUGAGUUUCCUUCAAAAUCUCAGCUGUUCAAGCAUAUUGACAAAACUAAACAUGCCGCGCCUCUUUCACAAACUAAGGCGGGUAAGGCAGGGAAAGGCAAAAAGCGAUGA